GUUGAUAUCGUUGCAACUCACAAUAUUGGGGUGGAUUGCUCAGCGCGCGACGGGUCCGAAAUUUCAGGCUGUCCUGGCGGUGUCAUCGACCUUGUAUAGCUUCACAUCUUUCGCCGAUUUCGCCUUCCCACACCUCACAACACAAUGUCGUCUAGGACGGUAUCCGCAUUGCUAACACGGCGAUUGCUUGCAACACCACGCGCCACACGUCUACCUGCUCGAUCCUUCGCGUGCGCAGCGUCACGAACACAAACCUUGACCGAACUAUACCGCCCUGCCAUUCGCAUUGCUGGCCAAAGAAGAGCUUUCUCGUCAACGUCACGAGCACGAUUGGCCACCGAAGAUGAUUCCUUUGACCCGAAGUCAGUCGAGCGCGAGGUUGAUGAGGUCGAUGUUCUCAUCGUGGGUGGAGGGCCCGCUGGCCUGUCAGCCGCCAUCAAGCUGAAGCAGAUAGCCAAUGCGGCAGGAAACGAGGACUUCCGUGUACUAUUGCUCGAGAAGUCAGGCGAACUGGGCGACCACAUUGUGUCUGGCAAUGUUAUUGAACCCUCUGCCCUAGACGAACUGCUGCCAAACUGGAAGUCUGAGGACAAUCUGAACCGUUUCGCCGACAUCACACCUGCGAAGGAGGACCGUAUGCGCUUCCUCACGAAGACCGGCUCGAUCCCCCUGCCGAAGCCGCCGCAGAUGAACAACCAUGGCAACUACAUCAUCAGUCUGAAUCAGAUGGUCAAAUGGCUCGGUGAGCGUGCAGAGGAAGUGGGCGUAGAAGUAUAUCCUGGGUUUGCCGCUUCGGAGAUCUUAUACAACCACGAAGGUGUAGUCAAGGGUGUGGCGACCAAUGAUCUCGGUAUCUCGCGCGAAGGCAAAGCCAAGGAUUCUUUCGAGCGUGGUAUGGAGUUCCACGCUCGUGUGACGCUCCUUGGUGAAGGUUGUCACGGCAGUCUGUCGAAGCAGGUCAUCAAGAAGUAUGAUCUGAGGCGAGACAGCCAGCACCAGACAUAUGGUCUGGGUAUCAAGGAGGUCUGGGAAGUCCAGCCUGAGAAGUUCAAGUCAGGGCAGGUCACCCACACAAUGGGUUACCCCCUGUCAAAGGACACCUACGGCGGUGGCUGGAUGUAUCACUUUGGUGAUAACCUGGUCAGUAUCGGUCUUGUUGUCGGUCUCGACUACCCCAACCCAUGGCUAGCACCAUAUGGCGAAUUCCAGAAGAUGAAGCACCACCCGAUCUACAAGGAUGUAUUGGAGGGUGGCAAGUGCAUCUCAUACGGUGCAAGGACACUAAUUGAGGGUGGUUUCCAGUCGAUUCCAAAGCUGGCUUUCCCUGGUGGCGCUCUUCUGGGAGACUCAGCAGGUUUAGUCAAUGUACCCAAGAUUAAGGGCACGCAUACUGCGAUGCGAUCCGGCAUGUUGGCAGCAGAAGCAACAUGGGAUGCACUGCAAGGCAACACCGACGGCGGUACAGUAUUCCUGUUUGACUACGAAGAUAAGAUGAGGAAGUCGUCAGUCUGGUCAGAACUCAAGCAGGUGCGCAACAUGCGACCUUCUUUCCACACCGCGCUAGGCCUGUACGGAGGCGUGCUAUAUUCUGGUCUCGAAGCCUACGUCUUCCGUGGCAAGACACCGUGGACACUGAAGCACGGCCUGCCCGACCACGCUGCUACCAAGACUGCAGACCAAUAUGAGAAAAUCGAGUACCCUAAGCCUGACGGCAAGAUCAGUUUCGACAUCUUGACAAGCGUCAGCCGCAGUGGCACAAAUCACGAGGAGGACCAGCCAUGUCAUUUGCAAGUCAAGGACUGGGAUGCGCACGCACAGGAGCAGUACCCCAAGUACAAGGGUGUCGAAAAUCGCUUUUGCCCUGCUGGCGUGUACGAGUACGUUGAGGACGAUAGCAAGGAGUUGGGCGUGAGAUUCCAGAUCAACGCCCAGAACUGCGUCCACUGCAAGACUUGCGAUAUCAAGGUACCCGCCCAGGACAUCAACUGGCAGACUCCUCAGGGUGGCGAAGGGCCCAAGUAUGUUCUCACUUGAGCGCCGCAGCAUGUCAAUGUUGAACAUGCGGCAACUGUUCUCUCCGGCGUACACUGGCGCCACCUCCUGUUCAAAAUGUGUAUAAUAGGCAGCGCGCAAUUGUAU
Macroventuria anomochaeta is the source of this 2139-nucleotide messenger RNA. RefSeq lists its product as uncharacterized. Gene Ontology annotation, molecular function: electron-transferring-flavoprotein dehydrogenase activity; iron-sulfur cluster binding. The transcript has 2 exons. The record is from RefSeq and is a predicted model, not a curated record. Bases 145 to 2034 code for a protein of 629 amino acids. Lineage: Eukaryota; Fungi; Ascomycota; Dothideomycetes; Pleosporales; Didymellaceae. Gene Ontology annotation, biological process: electron transport chain. Gene Ontology annotation, cellular component: mitochondrial inner membrane.